Molecule: messenger RNA, 525 nt
Organism: Thyridium curvatum
Lineage: Eukaryota; Fungi; Ascomycota; Sordariomycetes; Thyridiales; Thyridiaceae
Exons: 2
Coding region: 1-525 (174 amino acids)
Cellular component (GO): endomembrane system; membrane
Source: RefSeq, a predicted model, not a curated record
AUGGACUACGUCGAGCAGCGCAUGGCCCAGGAGGCUCAGAAGCAUGCCGCGAAUCCGGCUUCAACGGCCUUCCUCACCCCGCUCAACUUGUUCCUCGUCGCCGUCCUCCUCUACACUACCUAUGUGAUUCUUCGACCCUCACCCCCGCCCGUCUUGCCAAAAGAGGCCCCGGCCACCGUCUUUCGAACCUUUACCCCGCGAACCCUCCUUCCCUUCAACGGCGAGGACGGUGCCCCUGUGUAUCUGGCCGUCCGCGGCAAGGUCUUUGACGUGACCUCGGGCCGCAACUUCUACGGACCCGGCGGUCCCUACGCCAACUUUGCAGGCCGUGACGCCUCCCGCGGCCUGGCACACCAUAGCUUUGACGAAGAUAUGCUGACCAAGGAUCUGGACGGGCCUCUGGAUCCCCUCGAAGACUUGGGCAAGGACGAGCUUGAGGCCCUGCGGGACUGGGAGGAAAGGUUCAACAGCAAGUACCUGGUUGUCGGCAGGCUCCUUGCCGCGGGUGAUGAGAAGGCAGCUUAG